Molecule: messenger RNA, 564 nt
Organism: Oldenlandia corymbosa var. corymbosa
Lineage: Eukaryota; Viridiplantae; Streptophyta; Magnoliopsida; Gentianales; Rubiaceae
Source: the annotation of a GenBank genome assembly
AUGGCUGCUCAAUCUGAUGAUGCUCAUGCUUCGGCAUUCUCAGCUCCCGAGGUACCCAUUUGGUUGGCUGCGACUUUGAAGAAGAGAGGGAAAUGCACAAUUCAGCCCCCUGAGUGGAUGUCUGUAGGUUUAAUUACUUUGUCUUUUGACUGUCACAUUUUGGAACAUUCUCUUACACUUGUUCUAAACAAUGAACCUCCAGCUUACAAUGAAUCUAAGUUGACUAAAGUUUUGGAAACUGAGAGAGAUACAGAAAAGUUUCAACCCUUGCCGUUCCAUUAUGUGGAAAUAUCAAGGCUUCUUUUUGAUCAUGCGGUGGGAGAUAUACCGGAUGUGUAUCUGGUAAGGUCGCUCAUUGAGGACAUCAAAGAUGUGCGGUUUCACAAGAUUGGGACUGGCUUGGAGAUAAUUUCAAAAGAACGUACGUACGCUUUAAGGCUAAAAAAUUUGUCAGCAAUGGAAGCAAAUAUAGUGAGGCCUUUUGUCACAAGGUCUCUUCAGACAUUUUAUAAGCUCAGUAGUCCGGACAUGAUACAGGAUCAAGAUGCGGCGAUUGAAAGAUAG